AUGCGCGGCCGGUCUGCGCCCGACUCGCGCCUUUCGCUGAAGCGAGUGGUUGGAACGACAUGCUCGUGCCCCGGCGGAUUUGAUACCGUCCAGUCUUCGUUUGCGUACUGCGCGGGGGCUGCUGUGGUCGUGGUGGACAUUGACGGGGAUCAAUACACGCAGCGCUUCUUCCGCGCGCGGCCAUCCGCCACUCCCACAUACCCAGCGACAACCUUCCACAACGCGCCCUCGACGCCGAAUGGAACACCGAAAGCAAACGACAGCAGGGGAAGGGCAGCGCCUCGCGACUCGAUCUAUGGUGGGGCUGACUGGUCAGACUCUUCAGGGUCUAAGACAUGGACGAGUCGGGAAAGAAUCAAGGCCGCCACAUGCCUUGCGCUGAGCCGAGAUGGGAAGUAUUUGGCGGUAGGCGAGACUGGAUACGCCCCAAGGGUUCUCAUCUUCAACCUCCAAGACUCGUCUUCCGACACGCCGUUGGUGUCGAUCAGCGAACACGCAUUUGGCGUACGCGCCGUCGCGUGGUCGGCGGACUCCCGGUGGCUGGCCUCGCUAGGAGAGGCGAAUGAUGGUUUCCUCUACGUGUGGAAGAUUGACCCACGCAAUGGCUCUGCCAGGUUGUUCCAGCAAAACCGCUGCACAUCGUACGUAAAGAGUAUGCUGUGGCUGGGCAACUCACUCAUCACCAUGGGUGUGCGCCAUGUGAAGGUCUGGAAGGUGGAGGAAAUCAAAGUCACGUCACCAACGAAGCAGCGCUUCCUGGCCGAAUCCGGAUCGUCAACGCCAUCUUCGCGCAGAGCGUUGCCUGGACGCAACGUUCUGCUGGGCAGCAUGCUCGAAGCCACUUUUACUUGCGCCAGCGUGAACGGCAAGAAGCUCGUUGUGUGCACAGAAGCAGGCGACGUAUGCAUCUUUGACGAUGAAGAAAAGCAGGUGAAGCUGGUCCGUGUGCUCAAUGUCGGCUUUUCCAUUACGUCAAUCAUCAUUCGAGGAGACGUCGCGUAUGUGGGCGGCGAGGAUGGUCAGUUCGCGACGUUGGACGUUCAAGGCGUCGUGGAAGGUGUCGAGUCGAGCAUACUGAGCAGCUCGAGAAGCUCGCGUGGGGUCGUGGCAAUGGGGUUUCUCACACACAAACUUGUCACCAUUGAUGCCAACCACUCCAUUGAUAUUUGGAACCCCGACGAUACCCCUGGGAGGAAUGCCAACGAGUUUCCGCACAUAACCCUACCUGGCCAUGGCGAGGCCAUUGUCGGCUGUCAGACCCUACCAAAUCCUAAUCGAAUGGACGCUGCCUUUUACACCUGGUCAGCGUCAGGGAUCGUGGCAUUCUGGGACCUCGAAGGUCGCGUCAGAUCGCUUCUUCGAGUUGACGUGGACACGCCCGAGCAGGAUGCCGAGCUGGGGAUAAUUAACCAGUUGACCUGCGCCCGGGUUUCAAAGUACGGCAAACUCCUGGUCACCGCGGAUCGCCAGGGUAUCCUCAAGGUCACCGAUAUAGCGACGGACGAAUGCAUUCUGGAUACAAAGGCUCACACCUCCGACUGUGUCUGCAUCAGUCUAUAUGAAGAUGACACAAAGUUUCUGAUGGCUACCUGUGGACGAGACCGCACGACGCAGCUUUUCCAUCGGAACUCCAAGGGUCAGAUUGAGCAUUUCCAGACCCUUGACUUCAACUCCAAAGUCGUCGCCGUGGCAAUUCCCUCGCGACACAUGGUGUUCACGUGCUCUAUGGAGAGAACAAUGCAGGUCCAUGAGAUAUUAUCGAGGGAGGACGAACCUGACGUGUUGGCAGCCGUGCCCCAUAAGGUCAUAUCACUAAAGGCCUCUCCAACAUCCAUGGAGAUGAGCCGGGAUGGAUCGACCGCUUUCGUGUCUUUUCUGGAUCGUUCAAUUUCCCAAUUUGAUCUGAACAACGGGCGGCAAGUUCACAAUUUCAAGUGUGUGGAUGAAGGGGGAGCCGAGUCUGCCGUGCUGGACUGUCUUAAUUUUGGCCAGUGGCCACCAAAGGACUUGGACUUCUUGCUCGGCGUGUCAAACACAGACAAGUCCAUCCGCUUAUAUGACGCCAACUCGGGCGCUUUCAUCGACCGGGAAUGGGGCCACACCGAGGCCAUCAAUGGAAUAUGCCUUAUAGAAGGGGAUGACGGGACGAAGAAAGUUGUCAGCGUUGGAUCUGAUGCAACUAUCAUGAUUUGGACCCUCGACUUGAACGAUUCUUCGCCCAGGUCGUCGAUAAGUAGGGAUCCCUCGCCCGUGAAAGAAGCCACUUCAGCUCGACCAACGCUGCGACGGGUUCUUUCCAAGGCUGAACUGGCCGAGUUUCAGAAGCCAAGCCCUGGAAAUCGGCCGUCGUCGCCUCCGAGGACAUUGCGCCGGCGAAGAUCACGCAUGAACCUGGGGGUGAACAGCAGCGCAAAGACGCCAACAGGCCCAUUGCAGGCCAGUCCGAGCAGCAGCACUAUCGCCGAGGACACGCCAUCGAAACGUCCUACUGGGGACAGCAGGCAGUACAGCCCUCCAACCAGCCCCAAGGGCAAGACUGUCACGCGUCGGCCUUCUUUGCCCGCACUAGGUCCGGUCGCGCGCAAAACAUCUGGCGGCAAUUUGCGGAGCGCUUUUGGCACCCUCAACAUGGCGACCGAGCAAACCUGCCGCACGCUUCGCGUGUACAGAAAGAAGCUAGAGUCCGCGGAGCCUCUAAGCCCCGAGGUGUUGGCGGAGUUGGACAGAGAGCUACGCUUGACCGCGGCUGCUUUGGGGGAUAGAGCCAUCCGGAGCAAGGCAAUGAACGAAACGGUUCUCAGCGGGCUCCUCGAUCAGUAUUCGGAGAGGCUCGUGACGUUGUUGGACGAGAAGAUGAGGCUCACGUAUCAGCCUCGGGCUCAGGAGAAAGGGAGCGAAAGCCCGGACGAAAGUCGGGCAGAAGUGCUCUCGUUCACUCCAGUCACCCCUAUCGUGGCGCCCAUCCAUCUCCUACCGAAGCAUCUCGAUCGCUGGCGAGGCGGACCCAUUCAGAGCAAGGGCAUGAAUCAACUGUCGACGUAUACCCACCUCGAGUCGCUGGUACUGUGGGAGUCGGUCCUCCAAGAGGGCGUCGAGCCAGCAGCAUGGCCGCGCAUCUCGGACCGACUUCUAAAAAAUGAGUUCAUCAAAACUGGGGAUAACUUUGACGUGAAGCGGCUGCAUUCGGACGCGCUCGAGAAAUGGUUCUUUACGACGCUGCAUCAGGAACUGUUGAUUGAGGAUCAUGGCAUUCUGAAUGGCGAUGGCGCAACGUCACCGGGUGGCACCGGGAAGAGGAAAUUGGAUGGAGGCUCGCCAUCCGCUACGCUGAAGGAUCUAGCGGAAAACCUAGACAAAGUCCCCAGAAUCAUCGAUCGGCUGUGGGAGCGAUACAAGACGCAAAAGGUCAAGGAGAUUCGGCAAAAGGAGGACGACUACGAUCAAACGCAAAGGGAGAUUUACGUGCUGGAGAAGAAUCAAGCGGAGCGGUCUAAGAGGCUGGCCAGGGAGAAUGGACAGGCGCAAGCGGCAUUAUCGCCCAAAGAGAUCAAGCCAGCGACGCCCAAGCUCCCACACAAUACGCCUGUGCCUCCGCCCACAGCCACGCCAGCCCAUCCGCCACCGGCUCCAUCCGCGCAGACUGCGUCAGCUCGAAGUCAGUCGGUUGGCAGUCCGGCUGUUCAGCCAAAGCCUCCCACGCCGAAUCCCCCAAUCGCUCUUCCUGCGCAGCACCAAGCACAACCUCCUUCAGCCGUCCCUUCUGGUCCCGUCCGUACGCCAUCUGCGGUGCAAGGGCAGCCAGCAAACGCUGGUAGCCCGGUUCUUCAAGCGCCAAACAGCGCUCAUCAACAGCCGCAAAGAGUGCUACAAGCGCCCCAGCAACAGCAUCCCGCCAAGGUCCCGAUAUCACCGCGACCUAACACCACUACACCGGUGCCCGCUUCUGCGGAGGGCAGCAUAGCGCCUCAACCGGCAGAUGUAGCAAAUGGCCCCGGUCAGGGUGGCCUCAAGUGGGAGAAGCCAUAUCAGCCGGCCGGCGCGGUGCCGCAUCCACAGCAUCCACCGCGCCCAGUACCAUCACCGGCUGCGCCCAGAGCUGCCACACCUCAACAGUACGCGCAGCAUCAACAGCAGUGGCAACAGCAGCAGCAGCAGCAGCAAGACCAGUAUCAACAAAAGAGCCAGUCCAUUGCCCCUGGAAUGCAGGCCAAGCAGUGCCUCAAAUCCCAGCAGCCACAGCCACAGCUCGAGCCGCCGACACUGGACCGGCAGCGUCACCUCAGCCCCGGCCGCAGACCAAGACUCCCGUACCUCCUCCUCCUCAACGACCCAUACAACCACAACAACCGCAGUCAGCACCGCAACCGCGACCUAUUGCGGCAGCUUCCCCCUUACCGCAGUCUCACAAUGGCCUGGCUGCACCUCCCCAACGAUGGCCACCAGGUCAACUACCUCCUGGGCAACGUGUUUCGCCUCCCACAGGCGCCGGCACACCAACUCCUCAACAGGCGCCAAACGAUCAAAAGCCUAUGGCGGCGCCGCAUGGCCCCCAGCAACCUCGACCAGCCAUCCCAGAACAUAUACUACGUCAAGCUGCGACACCUGUCCCUAGGCGGGAAGCUGCGCGAAGCCACCGGCACGCCUUUGGGCGAGGGACGCAGGCGCAGCGACUCUGUUGUGUCGGGGACCGACGAGCUUGCUUUGGAUCACCCUGACACCAUGCCAAAGGUCAAGGAUGAGACUUCAGGCCAUGAAGAGGGAGGUGAUACCACGGCUGAUGAGAGCGUGGCUCAUCGAAACUUUGCAACGCCCGGUAGUGUGUCUCGGAUCCUGAAGCGCAAGAGGCAAGAGACGCCAUCGGAACCGCCUGGCCCACCCACGCAGGUGUUCUGGACUCGAGGAUUCCACAAGGUCAGCUAUCAAGCGCUGGACCAGAUUGCCUCCCACCGUGACGGCAACAUGUUUCUCAAACCUGUGCGCGAACGGGAUGCGCCUAACUAUCGCCAGAUCGUUCUGCAGCCUCAGGACAUGACAGCCAUCCGCGCAGCCGUAAAAGGGGGCAACCAAGCGGCCACCCAGGCGGCUGCUAAUCUGCCCAAUGGUGACCCGGGCACUCCUGGUGUUUGGCUCCCCAUCUCGGAUGACUUGCGCCCGCCCAAGGGCAUCGUCAACAGUGCCCAGCUUGAGCGAGAGCUAUGCCACAUGUUCUGCAAUGCCAUCAUGUACAACCCCGAUCCCAACCGUGGGCCGGGGCAGGCCUUCAUGCGACGUACCCAGGAGGAGGAGGACGACGUGUUGGGCUAUCAUCUCGACGAGAAUGCAGUCGUGAGCAAUACGCAGGCCAUGUUCAUCGAGGUGGAGAAGCAAAUGGGCGAUCUGCGCGCGGCAGAGAAGGAUAGGUCCGGCCCGGCGCCCUCGUUGACACCCCGUCCGGGCAGCGUCGCAACGCCGGCGGACGACACGGCGGAGGAGGAGGACGAGCUCGCCGCCGAUGGAGACAUGACUUCUGGCACCGCCAAGAGACGACGCGUGAAGCCAUAG
Emericellopsis cladophorae is the source of this 5541-nucleotide messenger RNA. RefSeq names its product Mitogen-activated protein kinase-binding protein-like protein. The coding region runs from base 1 to 5541 and encodes 1846 amino acids. Gene Ontology annotation, biological process: regulation of mitotic cell cycle; mitotic spindle organization. The record is from RefSeq and is a predicted model, not a curated record. The transcript is spliced from 5 exons. Gene Ontology annotation, molecular function: protein binding. Lineage: Eukaryota; Fungi; Ascomycota; Sordariomycetes; Hypocreales; Bionectriaceae. Gene Ontology annotation, cellular component: mitotic spindle.